Anastrepha ludens (Mexican fruit fly) is the source of this 2111-nucleotide messenger RNA. RefSeq lists its product as uncharacterized. Lineage: Eukaryota; Metazoa; Arthropoda; Insecta; Diptera; Tephritidae. The transcript has 4 exons. The record is from RefSeq and is a predicted model, not a curated record. The coding region runs from base 471 to 2111 and encodes 546 amino acids.
CAAUAAAUCACUGGCUGUGCACUAAUAUGAGAUAAUUUAAUUCAUGCCCACAAAAACUCCAUAAUAAAAUUAGUUUCAAUUUCAAUCAGUUUUUACACUGAUGGAGAAAAAAAUACCGAACAAACGAAAAAGAACUAAAUUUUUUGCAAGAACUUUUAAAACUGCAUCAAAAAGCAUUGCGAGCGCUCUCAACACCUAGAAAAAAAAUAUUUAACAACAGAAACAACUCAGUGGAGCAAAAUGUGUGUGUAAAGAGCGUUGAAUGUUAUAAAUUGCGAUAUGGCUUAGAGCGAUGAAAGGUGCAACAUAAACUGAAAGCUCAUCAACUCAUGUCAAUCAAUCCACGCAAUCUCCACGGCGUAGUAAAUAUUUGCAUACAGCUAUUCCACGUAAAAGCAAACACUCAACCACCCACACAAGGCAGCAACUGAACGCACUGAAAAACGAGUGGAAUUAAAGCGCGCGCCUAAAUGUAUGCAGCGCACCGUGCAACGCAACUUGCUAAAACUAUAACAAUGGCAUGCAGCGUGCAGAAGCAACCCACACAGCCACAACACACAGCAGCAACGGUAACAACAACAACGCCACCCACAAUGGCAGUGACAGCGUUGGCGUCAACUAAUAACAGCAGCAACAUUGGCAGCCAAAUUGGUGGUGGCGGUGGCAGUAGUAGCAGCAUGAGUGGUGGUGUUGGAAUUUUGGCCGCAGCCAUCAGCGAUGCAACCAACAAACCGCUAACACCGAAACCACGCGGCUCAUUACCGAAUGACGCAAAUCAACCGCCACGGCUUGAAUUUCACUGGCCCCCCGUGCCGGUGAGUACGCACACCAGCAAUCUGCGCCUGAAUAUGAUGAAUCAGAAUCCAAAGGACCUGCACACGGCGCGACUCAUGAUCGAGGAGUUGCGUACAAAGGUGCGCUGUCAGGCGGAGCACAUCAUGAAAUGGAAGAAGGCAUAUGCGCUGCAGAUACAACAACACUAUCGCUACCAGAAGGAGAAGACAGAUCAGAUGAAUACGCUGACCUCGCAACUUCUACUACUCGAGUCGCGGCUGAAGCGUAAGCAAAAACAAAUUGCGAGCUUGCUCAGCCAUCGCGAACUCACUAUACAGCGACAGCAAAAAAUUAUCGAUACACUUUCGAAUCGUCUCUCAGAUCAUGGACUAGAUGCCAUAGAGGCGAACUACACCACGGAGCUGGAUUCGUUAAAUGACUCCGACUCGGCAGUGGUGUUGGAAGACAUCGACUCGGAUAGCAGCAAUAUGCCAUUUGGUACACGCCGUCGCAGCAGUGGCGGUGGUGGUUCGGGCAGUGGCUACGGCUCUGGCGCCGGCCAGAGUGGCGGUGAUGGCAUCACUAUUGUGCGCUCCAUCUCCGAUGCCAUCGAAACGAAUUUAAAUAAGUACAGCGGCGUGCGGCGUAACAACUGUUUCCUGCGACGCCCGGAAAUAUUGGAGACUGUUUACUCGGUGGAGGAGGAUCCGGAACCGACAUCUGAUGUGGCGGAGAAGCGUGACAAAUUUCGCAAUCGCUCGGAAAAAGCGCUAAGUUCGAGCUCAACGGAAGGACAAAUUGAUGGCAACUCUACGCAUCCACCAGCGCCUCACCCACCCGCUCAUCCUACGUUGCAUCAAACUAACAGCGCACAGCUGGAGCAUACGACAGAAAGUAUUCGCAUCACACCACCCUCGCCGCAACGUCAACACAGCAUAUCCCAACCACUGGAAUCGCCGACGAACGACGGCUAUACAGCCUACAGUGUCAAGGUACCGCAGUUGUGCACCACAGCCGCCACACCCACUACAGAGAAGGUGAAUGCGUUGGCUACCGCUGACAUCGAUGGCAGUUCGACUGGCGUUAAGUCGCAGGUAACGAACUACAAUCGCGUCAUGUCCAACCAUCGCUCGGUGACCAAACCAAAGGAUGUUAAAUACAAACGCAUCAACAAGGCAAAAUCGAAAAGUCUCGAAGAGCUGCGUGGUCGUCUCAAAAAUUUGGUGGAGCGUGGUGGCAGCUCGGGUGCAAGUCUGGACGUGCCGGCUGGUGGCAGUGUCGCCGCCGCGUCAUACACACACAGUGUAAUGCCACAGACUGCACAGUCAUACGCGUGA